GCAAAUUUGAAAACACGAUGGGCAGAGUCCACGAGAUCAUUGUCGAGAACUUCAAGUCGUACCAGGGCAAGGUGAAAAUCGGACCUUUCAGGAAGUUCACUUGCAUCAUCGGGCCCAACGGCGCUGGCAAGUCGAAUCUCAUGGAUGCCAUCAGUUUUGUACUUGGCGUGCAGGCGCGGCAGCUCCGGGGAGAACGUGCACGUGACUUGGUCUACCGCACAGAGAAAGAGGAUCCAAAAAAGAAUCAGCGUACCGCAUAUGUGGAGCUUACCUACGUGGAUGACCAAGCUGACGGCGAGCAGGUACUCGUGUUCCGUCGCACCAUUUCUCGCACUGGCGAAGCAAAGUUCCAGGUCAACAAUGCUACGGUCUCUCAAGCAGAGUACCAAAAGCGAUUGGAAGGAAUCAACAUUCUGUCCAAGGUGAGGAACUUCUUGGUGUUCCAAGGAGACGUGGAAGCGACUGCACAACGCCAGGGCAAGGAGCUGACAGCUUUCUUCGAGCAAAUAUCUGGAUCAGAGGCAUUCCGUCAGGAAUAUGAAAGCCUAUCUGCGGACAAGACGAAGCUUGAAGAACAAGCCAGAUACUUGUUUGCAAAGAAGCGCAACGCCAUGAACGAGCGCAAGCGAAUUUCACAUCAAAAGGAAGAGGCUGAUGAGUACAGGCAUCUCAAGACGGUCAGACAGGACAUGCAGCGGGAGUACACACUGUUUCGAUUGCAUGGCGUUUUCUCUCUGCUAGAGGGUGCCUCCAACGCUCGCUCUGUGGCUGUGAAGGAUUGCGAGGAAGUUCGUGAGCACAUGGAAGCCGAGAAAGGACAGGUGGAGGCAGCGGAUCGCCAAAGAGCCAAAGCACAUCUUGCGACACAGCAGGUUGAAAAGCAGAUGGCUGCAGUGAAGGCAAAGGUUGAGCGCCUCCAUCCUGAGCGCGUCACCAUCAAGAGCAGACUUUCCUUUCUGGAGCAGAGGCUGGAGGAACUCUCUCAUUCUGCAGAACAAGACGGACAGAGGCGCAACAAGCUCCAAGAACAGCUCGCAGCUAUCAGGGGAGAAGAAGCACGGCUGGAGUCUCAGCAAGAGACCUUGAAGAAAGGCUUGGCAGAUCGCGCCGUCACUUUCACACCCGACCAGCUUCAGGAGUUUGAACGCGUCAAGCAAGAAACCGAGAAGAUCACCGCGGCAAGUGGAGAUGCUUUGCGCCAGCUGGACCAUCAGAUCAAGGUUGUCCGUCAAGAACGAAUUCAAGCUGAAGGUGAUGUGCGAGAUGCCACUGCACGCCAGAGUCACCUCCGAAAGCGUUUGCAAGAGCUCAGUGAGGCAGAGAGUGGCGCCGGUGCCGCAGUGAAGCGUGGUGCAGCAUUGAAGGACGAGCGUUCGGAACAACUCGUCCAGAUGCGUAGUUCGGUACAGAGCCGUGGAGAGGAAAAGCAACAACUGCAGCAAGAACGACAACAGCUUCUCGAUGUGCUCCAAGAGUUCACAGCCACAGAACAGCAAUUGGAACGAGAACGUGAAGUUGCACAGACUUGCGCAAGCUUGGCAGAGGCUUGCCCUGGUGUCUACGGCCGA
Messenger RNA from Cladocopium goreaui, 1568 nucleotides. Lineage: Eukaryota; Dinophyceae; Suessiales; Symbiodiniaceae. The record is from the annotation of a GenBank genome assembly.